This is a messenger RNA of Ahaetulla prasina, 798 nucleotides long. RefSeq names its product trypsin-like. Gene Ontology annotation, molecular function: serine-type endopeptidase activity. Bases 37 to 795 code for a protein of 252 amino acids. The transcript is spliced from 5 exons. Lineage: Eukaryota; Metazoa; Chordata; Lepidosauria; Squamata; Colubridae. The record is from RefSeq and is a predicted model, not a curated record. Gene Ontology annotation, biological process: proteolysis.
UCUUAUUCCCGGGAACUAUUAGCGUUGUUAAGAACCAUGUUACAUCUUUUCUUCAAGGUACUGGCUGCCAUUUUGCUCAUGGCAUCUUCAGCCGCUGCAGCGGAAGGAGAAAGAGUCUUGGGGGGAAAACCAUGUCUGCCCAAUUCCCAGCCGUGGCAGGCUGCCCUAUUCUCGGGAUGCAGGCUAAUCUGUGGAGGGACCCUCAUUCACCCAUCUUGGGUGGUCAGUGCUGCUCACUGCAGAAGGUCAUCCAUUUUCCCUGUGCGUCUUGGAGAACACCAUCUCAGGCGCAUAGAUUGGUCGGAACAGCUCAAGUUAUCAUCAAAAGCCAUUGUGCAUCCUGACUACAACCGGCGGACCUUGAACAAUGAUAUUAUGCUGAUUAAACUGCUGACCCCGGUUACCUUAAAUGACAAAGUCAAAGUUCUGAAUUUGUCUACCAGUUGCCCGGAGUCUGGAACCAAAUGCCUCAUUUCAGGAUGGGGUACAACAAGCAGCCCACAACCCAGCUAUCCAGAUGUUCUACACUGUGCCAACAUCACCAUCAUCAGUCACGAUGUUUGCCGAUCGAUUUAUCCCAGUUAUAUCAGUGAAAAUAUGGUCUGUGCUGGCAAGAUGGAGGGAGGAACAGAUUCUUGCCAGGGUGAUUCAGGCGGACCCUUGGUCUGCAAUGGGAAGCUGCAAGGCAUUGUAUCCUGGGGACCCUACAUAUGCGCACAGCCAAAUAUGCCAGGAGUUUAUGUUAAUGUCUGCAAAUACAUUGACUGGAUCCAGGAGACUAUCCAAAAUAACUGAGGA